This is a messenger RNA of Urocitellus parryii (Arctic ground squirrel), 677 nucleotides long. Its product is annotated as cystatin-C-like. Gene Ontology annotation, cellular component: cytoplasm; vesicle. Gene Ontology annotation, molecular function: cysteine-type endopeptidase inhibitor activity. Lineage: Eukaryota; Metazoa; Chordata; Mammalia; Rodentia; Sciuridae. The record is from RefSeq and is a predicted model, not a curated record.
GGUACAGCUCCAGGUCAGAGUCAACCAUGGUGACAACUCUGCACCUCCCACUGCUCCUGCUGUCAGCCUUGGUGGCUUUCUGUGCAGCGAGUGAGAGUUCCAAGCUGAGUAGUACCUCUCAGGAAACACUGGGUGGCCUGGAGGAUGCUGACAUCCAUGAGGAAGGUGUUCGACAGGCUAUAGACUACUCUGUGGGCGUUUACAACCAGGAGAACAACGACCUGUAUUACAGCGGUGUGCGGAGGGUGCUGCGUGCCCGCCAGCAGGUUGUCGCUGGGAUGAAAUACUACUUGGAUUUGGAGAUGGGUCAAACCACCUGCACUAAGACUCAGUCUGACCUACUGGAAUGUCCCUUUGAUGAUUCACAAGAUCAGCAGAGGACCUUCUGCUCCUUCCAGGUCUACAGUGUGCCCUGGCUGCACCAAAUCUUCGUGACAGAAUACAGUUGCCACAAUGAGUAAGGGUAUGCGCCAGGCAGAGCUGCAUUGGCCACCCCUUCCUCACCCGACUCUCCUUUAAUGUCYCAAAUCUCUGAUAUCCCCCAGCCCUUAUUGGGCCAGCACCAGCAGAACAGUAGAAGUGGCUUCUGUGGACAAGUGUUGAAACCGAAUGGCUCUUCCCGUGUUCACUCCUUCUAAUUAUUUUUCAAACACGUUGGUGCCUGGCCUAUAAGGACC